AAUUCCCUACGAGACAGGACGCGUCCUCUGACAGAACGCGGAAAUACGCUCUGACCUAAGAUUGGCUGUUGACCAUAGGAUUCCCGGGCCGAACCAUACCAGGACGCCUCAGCUCCUUCCCAUGCUGAUGCUACCGUUGAGCCUGCUCCGAACUAAAUGCAGGAUACCUUGGACACUGGUCACAUUGCCGUAUUCUAGAUCACAGCUUUACAUGGAGAGGCCAGUGGAGAACGCUAUCCGAUCCAAACUGACUGAGACCCUGAAGCCCAGCCACUUGGAGGUGCUGAAUGAGAGCUAUAUGCAUGCGGUGCCCAAGGGCUCGGAAACGCACUUUAAGGUGGUGGUGGUGUCGGAGAGCUUCCUCGGCAAGUCUCUGAUCCAGAGGCAUAGACUGGUGAAUGAACUGCUGAAGGACGAGUUAGCUGGUCCUGUUCAUGCCUUGUCCAUCCAAGCCAAAACCCCUCAACAAUGGGAGGAAAACCCUGCCAUCAGCAAAAGCCCAGCCUGCAUGGGGGGCUCGAAGCAUGACCCUGAGAUGGGCAGGAAACUUGGCACUCAAGUGUAGAUGUGACCCCUCUAAUAAUGGGAACUUAUAUGUGAGAUAAAGCAAAACAUCUGAUAACUACAUUUUACUAUUUCUGUAAAGAACUGUGAAAAUUGUUAGAUAAACCUGUUUGUGACCAGCUGUGGGCUGCGUACAAAAUGGGUGCAGAGCGCUUCUGUACGUUUAUGUGGUAGUCAAUAAUGGGUUACGGUGAUGUCCCUGUCAAAUGUAGGAAUUAAAUCAUUAUGUGCUGAUAAA
Molecule: messenger RNA, 802 nt
Organism: Xenopus tropicalis (tropical clawed frog)
Lineage: Eukaryota; Metazoa; Chordata; Amphibia; Anura; Pipidae
Gene: bola1
Product: bolA family member 1
Exons: 2
Coding region: 122-565 (147 amino acids)
Cellular component (GO): iron-sulfur cluster assembly complex
Source: RefSeq, a predicted model, not a curated record